Molecule: messenger RNA, 4262 nt
Organism: Electrophorus electricus (electric eel)
Lineage: Eukaryota; Metazoa; Chordata; Actinopteri; Gymnotiformes; Gymnotidae
Product: rab GDP dissociation inhibitor alpha
Biological process (GO): vesicle-mediated transport; small GTPase-mediated signal transduction; protein transport
Cellular component (GO): cytoplasm
Molecular function (GO): Rab GDP-dissociation inhibitor activity
Source: RefSeq, a predicted model, not a curated record
AAGCGGCGGGAGGAGGGAUAGGGCGGCGGCCUAUUUGCCGACGCGAAAGGAUCUGUACUGGGAGAACAGUUCCACGACGACGAGCCAGCGACACAGUGCGAAAUAACGCCCUGCUUGAAUUGCAUUUCGAUCCCAUUUCUCUUGAAAUAGACAGCCAGCUAAAAGACCGCGAUUAAAACUACGGAACAUUAUUAAUUGAAAUUGCUUAAGUGUCAAAUAUCCAGUGCCACGCUCGCAGGGGAAUAGGACAACCUAGUAGAGGGAGUCAUCAUGGAUGAGGAAUAUGAUGUGAUCGUUCUGGGCACUGGGCUCACGGAGUGCAUUCUGUCUGGGAUCAUGUCUGUAAAUGGAAAGAAGGUCUUGCACAUGGACAGAAACCCCUAUUAUGGUGGAGAAAGCUCCUCCAUCACUCCACUGGAAGAGCUGUACAAACGGUUCGGCCUUCCCGACAGCCCCCCGGAGUCCAUGGGUAGAGGGAGGGACUGGAACGUCGAUCUCAUCCCUAAAUUCCUCAUGGCCAAUGGUCAGCUGGUGAAGAUGCUGCUCUACACAGAGGUGACGCGCUACCUGGACUUUAAGGUGGUGGAGGGCAGUUUUGUGUAUAAGGGAGGGAAGAUCUACAAGGUGCCUUCCACAGAGUCAGAAGCGCUGGCUUCCAAUCUGAUGGGCAUGUUUGAGAAAAGAAGGUUCCGGAAGUUUCUGGUUUUUGUGGCCAACUUUGACGAGAACGACCCCAAGACAUUCGAGGGCGUGGACCCUAAAGCAACCACCAUGCGAGAUGUGUAUAAGAAGUUUGACCUGGGUCAGGAUGUGAUUGAUUUCACAGGUCAUGCGUUGGCCCUCUACAGGACAGACGAUUACCUGGACCAGCCUUGUCUUGAGACCAUCAAUCGAAUAAAACUCUACAGUGAAUCUCUGGCUCGCUAUGGCAAAAGCCCAUACUUGUACCCUCUCUAUGGGCUCGGAGAACUGCCUCAGGGAUUUGCGAGGUUAAGUGCGAUCUAUGGUGGGACCUACAUGCUUAACAAACCAGUGGAUGAGAUUGUUGUGGAGAAUGGACAUGUGGUGGGGGUGAAGUCAGAAGGAGAGGUGGCUCGCUGCAAGCAGCUCAUCUGUGACCCCAGCUAUGUGCAGGACCGCGUGCGUAAAGCAGGCCAGGUGAUUCGUGUCAUAUGCAUCCUCAGCCAUCCCAUCAAGAACACCAACGACGCCAACUCCUGCCAGAUCAUCAUCCCUCAGAACCAAGUCAACCGCAACUCCGAUAUUUAUGUGUGUAUGAUCUCCUAUGCCCAUAAUGUGGCUGCUCAGGGCAAGUACAUUGCCAUAGCCAGCACCACGGUGGAGACCAGCGACCCCGAGACCGAGAUCCAGCCUGCCCUGGAGCUCCUGGAGCCCAUUGAUCAGAAGUUUGUGGCCAUCAGUGAUCUGUAUGAGCCCUCAGAUGAUGGAUCAGAGAGUCAGGUCUUCUGCUCCAGGGCCUAUGACGCCACUACACACUUUGAGACGACCUGCAACGACAUUAAAGACAUCUACAAGCGCAUGACGGGGACCGACUUCGACUUUGAGAACAUGAAGCGGAAACAGAACGACGUAUUCGGGGAAGACGAGCAGUGAAGGCAUACUGUGUGGGGUGGGGGGCCAGGCGGGGUUAGGGCCGGGGGGCGUGGAGCGAGGAACAGUGUCAUCUCCAGAAUCCAUGGAGUGGGGGAACGAGAGAGAAUUAGGGAGACGUGUGAUGCUGUUGUCAUGCACGGGACCCCAACCCCCCGACCCCAGCACGCUUAGCUCUGCCUUCACACCACACGUGCAAACACAGACACAAAUGUGUAUUCUCUCUCUUAAUUGUCUCUUUUCUGUCUUCUGCCUGUCCUUACUGCUCUCUCCAUGCUGUAAGUUUCUGCUGUUAUGUGUUUUUCCGUUUAGUUCCUUGUGGUUUGAGCAUUCCAUAGUGCACCACCGAUCUGAUAAGUAUCCUGAUGCAUGUCCUGAUAUAUGUCCUGAUACGUGUCCUGAAAUGUGUCCUGAUGCGUGUCCUGAUACAUGUCUUGAUAUGUGUCCUGAUAUGUGGAUGUGCAUGAAUGCUGGGUUCACAUAUUUGGUUUUUUCCAAAAUUUUUAAACUGCCACUCAAGCAGAGAACUUGUACCUAACUUGCACCUAAAACACGACACACAGCAAGUCCCCCAGAGAUGCACACACAUGCACACAACACACAAGCACACACAACACACCAGCACAUACAUGCACACAUACACUGCACAGCACUGCAGCCUUUACAAAACAAAAGCUUAUAUGACUAGAAGCUGUUUUUUAACAUGGUUUAGUAACAAUCCAUGUAGAUUUUAAUAUUAUAAACAUAAUAGACCUAACAUGCACAGUUUAUAGCUAUAUGAACUAAUUAAGAAACAAAACAAAAAACAAAACAUUUGGCUCUGUGCAGGAAAGAAAAAUGUCCUUAACUAAUUUUCUGAAGUGACAUGUGAACACUCGGACAUCGUGCGAAAGCAGUGUCCAAGACGUCCUCCAGUAGUCUACUCUCUCUAUUCACAGGUCCGCAGUCCUGAGCGGUAUCGCUGUGAUAGGAGGAACCUUUUGGCAUGUGUGUCACCAGCUAGUGACGGAUUCUCCAGAAAUGUGUGAAAACGUGAUGUGAUGUGCAAAAGAGGAGACUUUGUGUGGCCAUAUCAGCUGUGGAGGGCCGUGUUUCAGUUUAUUAGACAUGAAUUUACCUUUAAGAGACCAGCAGAAACAUGGUGACACAGUCUCUGUGAGUGUAAGCGAGACUACAAGACAAAGGAAUUCAAAUGUGUCUAGAAGGAAAGUGAUAGGUGAGUUAGUGAAGAUGGAAGGGGCACAUUUCCUGGGAGUUUCUUGACUGAGGAGGACUUGACUGAGGUUUUCUAUGUUGUGAUGUGGUUGCUUUGACUGUAUUGAAAUCUCCCCCCCCCCCCUUAAUACCUUGAACUUAAACUGUGAAAUGUGUGAAGGUUUUACAACUAGUUGCCAACUAGAAGAGAUGGUUGGUUUGGCUCUUCGGUUCUAAUGUGUCAUGCUCCAGAAUCUUCUCUUGUCACGGAUAGUUAGAGAUAGAUAGGUUCCAUCUGUACACACUGCGUGGAAUCCGUUUCCUAAAUUCAGUUGUAAUUCUGGAAUUAUCUUAAAGAUGAACUACACAUGGUACCUGUGCAAUAUUAAAAUGACUGCAGGUGUUAUUUAGCAUUCACAAGUUUGUAAGGAAUAAUGGUUAUUCAGGUUCUGAAGGUGUAAUAUAUUGCUAAUAAUCCCCACAUUGAUCCCUCAAAUCAAGAUCUCAUCCCACAGUGAUUAGUGUGCUAUUGCAAACACUGCUACAGAGCCGCAGAUCAACCAUAGGCCGUCGGUCGAGUGCCUUCUCACCUACACACUGACACUUUCCCACUUUCACUCUCAUUUUGCUUCAGUCUUUGAUUCUGCACAUUCACUAUCAUACUGGCUUGCUUGAGAAGCUUUUGGGUUUACACAUAGUGCUUUAGCAUCAGAAUGAUUUAAUGGCUAACAGAAUACCGAUGGCUUGCCUGUGGUUUCAUCUGGCGGUCAUGUAUAGGUAGGAUGAUUCUGCUCGAGGAUGACUCGACAUCACGCUAAUACACUCUGAUACAGUCUGAUACAUUCCACAAUGUGCCCUUGGAGUGCACUGUCACAGCCUGUCUUUGCUCCUGUCUUUGCCUUAAAACUCGACCAUUCUGACCAUGAGCACCGUUCUUUGAGCUAACACAUUCACACGCACACACACACACACGCACACACACACACCCCUGAAUGAAGCCUCUUUGUAAUGCAUUGUAAUGCCUUGGUGUGUGUUUACCUGUGAAGAAUGGCACUGUAACUGUGUGACAGAUGUAUGAAGUCAAUGUCCCUGUAGAAAAACUCAAAACAACUGGAAACUGAAGUUUUUGUUCUUUUGUCAUAAAAACUGCAGUUGGGCUUCGUGUUUCAUGCUUACCUUCGUUUCCUGAUAACCCAUUGAUUUGUAUUUAUUUAAUUUAAAAGCAGAAUUGCUUUAUAUUUCAUUUUGUGCCACAUUCAUUGGUUUUGAAGAACAUGCAGAAAAUCAACAGUGACACAAUCUUAUCUUUUAACUGACCUAACAUAACUGAGGAGUAGUGGCUCAUGGGUCUUGUUUGAAAACUAGUAUGUAAACAGUACCUAAUGUCCUGUUAAACAAAUUAAAUAAACCAGAUGUAUGAAUUAAAACAUAUGGAACAAUAAAGGCACAUGAAAGAC